AUGGAACGUGCAAUGGAGGAAAAUGAGCGGAUCGAAAUUUCUUCAGAAAUGGGAAAAACGAAAAUAUCUCAUGAUGUGGAAAGAAGUAAAAUAAAUGUUCAUUCUACAAUGCUGCCUUUAUGCUGGUACAGGCUUGCCUUUGAAAGUUAUGGCAUUCAUGUCUGUUUAAAAUACCUAAAUUUGGAUUUUUAUCUUAAUCAUUGUAAUACAUUGGCAAAUCAAUGA
Clunio marinus is the source of this 225-nucleotide messenger RNA. NCBI's taxonomy places the organism in Eukaryota, Metazoa, Arthropoda, Insecta, Diptera, Chironomidae. The record is from the annotation of a GenBank genome assembly.